Molecule: messenger RNA, 993 nt
Organism: Hyaloperonospora brassicae
Lineage: Eukaryota; Oomycota; Peronosporomycetes; Peronosporales; Peronosporaceae
Source: the annotation of a GenBank genome assembly
AUGCAAUGGCACGACAACGAGUCGAAGGAAGACGGCCUCGAGCCGCUGCCACCGCCGCCAGCUCCUCAUGCACCUCCAGACACACGUUUCCUGCACUUGGCUCGAUACCAAAUGACUCACGAGAGCUUACGUGAGCGCCAAGUUGAGCUCUUGCCGCCGCAGUCUCCUCCUCUUCAACACGCCCAUCCGCUGUCGGCACGACAGCACGACGACGACACCCGAACCAUCGCGGGCCGACCGACAAGAGACGGGGCAGCGAUCAUCCACAACGACCACCGAAAGAUACGGCGUCAACGGUCGAUUGCGGCCCGUAAAAACGACCCCAAUGUGCCAUUUCCAAGCCACGAACAAGGCAAAGCAUCCGCCACAACGACCAGUGUCCCUCGAAAGAGUGACACCUCAGAUGCAUCGGCGACCAAACCGACCACAAGUAGCUCUGAUGCAAUGGCAGUCCGGCGGCAACAGCAGAAGAAGACGGACGCGGCGCUCGAGACAGUGCUUCUCAGCGAAGAAGAAAAGGCCAUUGCGGCCACCGAAGCCAGUGCGAGACGCCACGACUUGUUGCCCACUGUCCGUCAAGCAGCGCGGGAGAGCCAGUGGCCCAACAGCAGGGGGGAUACGUGUGGCAGUGCAUUGGCACGAGCUGAAACGCGACGAGUGGGGAAGCAGCUGAGUGCCAAGUGGCUGCAGACGCGACGGGACCCUUCGAAUCGUCCCAGGGGACCACUCGAGCGGCCCGAAGAGCAGGAGCUGCGCGAGACGUUGUUCCGACCGACAGCGCGGAGUUUGCUGCGCUCAGGUGUGCUCUUUGACGGAGUCGACGCGACACGGAACGCGACGUUUGCACCGAUGCAGAGCGCUCGACUGCCUGUGGUGUCGAAGGGGAUCACUGGACUAGCAGGCUGUUGUUUCGAACGCACGGGGCACGAGCUCGAGCGAGAAAACAAUCGCUCGAGUGCUGGGUCUGUUUUUCACGCGGCAGGUAUGCGCUGA